GCCGCACGGCAACAGUUCCGGGAGGUUAAGAAUGUUCGACAUCAAACAUAAUGGAUAAAACACUGGGGAAAAACAAGUUUUAAGUUUUUUUUAACCGUUGAGAAAGCGAAUAAUUUUAAUUUCUCCCGUUCGGACGUCUUUUCAGCCAAGGAUCAACUAUGAAGGUCGGUAGGCUCGGAGAAGAAGUCGGCCAGAAAGUCAAGUCUGCCAUUAAGGCAAAGCUAAUGGAACUAGGAAUUCAUAUAGACAAUGAACUCCCAGAUUAUGUUAUGGUUUUGGUUGCAAAUAAAAAGACGCAAAAACAAAUGGAAGAAGAUUUGCUUCUCUUUCUAGGGGAGAACACUAAACUAUUUACAAACUGGCUUCACGAAGUGCUAAAAAAACUAGAGAAAGUUACUAGCUCAGUUAAAACUUCGAAGAAGAAAAUGGAUGAAAAAAAAUCUAGAACUAGGCGAAGGUCCAUUGAUUUCGAUAGUGAUGAAAGCAGUAUUAAAAAAUUUAAAGCCGAUGAUAGUCAAGAACUCAGCGUCCAUUCUAAUGGAUCACAGUUGGCUUCUGACAAUGCAGCAAAAGGAGAUUCAUUAUCUGACUUAGAAUUGGAGUUUGAAGAGACUGCUAAAUCUAAUUACUUACCAAUGAUGAUGACAGCCUCUCAGAUUCCAGUCACAGAAAGCUUGAGGGCUUGCAGUGACAACCAGCAGGAAGAUAACGCUAUCUCCACUAAGGGGAGAGAUACCGCUCAAAUUGAAAAUACAAAACCAAGGGAAAGGAUUAAAAUUGUGUGGGAGGAGAGCGACAACAAGGACACGCAAAUGAAAUCGAAAAAAGAGAGGCCUCCUUCUCAGGGCAGCCGGAGGAGUAAAAGUAGAGAGAGGCACAAAGGAUGGAGACGGGAUUUUGAUGAUGACAAUGCAAAGAAAGAAUCUAAAUACAGAGGGAGGAGUAAAAGUCCAAAGUCCAAGAAAUUGAUAGAUGCAAGGGAUAUCUUGACAAAAAGAGGUGUUGAAAAGGUGUCUAAUGACAGGAGAAAAAGACAAGAAACAGGACCAACUUCUGUUAUUGAAAAACCAAAUCGGGAAAAUAAGGAGAAGGUUUUGAGUUCUGUGUUGAAAACGGUGUUCAGGGAGGCAGAAAAGGCACCUCCCACUGUGCCCAGCCUUGUUAAGGUCACGCCGAGACCAAUAAGGCCACCAAAUAUGCAACCAAGCUGCAAUCUGAUCCUCAGAGCAGUAGCUGAUGCUGAAAAAUCUAUUGCGACAUCAAAGAUUCACCAAAAAAUGAUUGAUCCUGUUAUUGAGGAAACAAAGCCUAGACGCCAUUUGGAAUAUGCCGUUAAAGGCAACAUUUCCGUUACUCUACUUAACGACAGAGUUUCAUCUAAUAAACCAGACCCAUUUCCAGAACCAAAUGACAAUUCACAGUUGUCUUUAGAAAGCAAUACCAAUAAUGAACUUGAAAAUAUGAAAACAGAAGACGAUUCCAUUUCUAUGGUUGUGGAUUCAGAGGAUUAUAUUGAAAGUUUGGACAGCCAGGAUUUAUUUCUCUCAAAGCAAAAAGCUAUUAAAAAUGGCACAAAUGGUGCAAAAAAGGAAAAGACGGAUAAAAGGUUUAUAAUUACUCUAGACAGUACAACUUCUGAUAAUGAGAUCGAAGGUGAUGUGGACAUGGGGAAAGUUGAACCCGAGCAAGAAGAGCCUGAACUUAAAGAAGUUCCAGAGGAAACUGUGAAAGAAGAAAAAUUUAAAAUACCGGUUAAACAACCUUUUGACCGUAGCAGACUAGGUCCUAAAGUCAACGAUCCGAUCAAUUUCCAUUCUACUUCUGAAUUGGAGAGUACGAGUGAAGAAAUGUCACCGAUGGAUAUAUCAGUAGCUGAUAGUGAAACUGUUGAAAGUUUAAAAAACAAGACUAGGUGUAAAUUCUGGCCAGAAUGCGACUCUGGAGAAUUAUGCCCUUUCUUUCACCCAACAACCCUCUGCAGGAUGUUUCCGUCUUGUGCUUUCGGUGACAAGUGCCUUUUCAUACACCCAGCUUGUAAAUUUGCAGACAAAUGUCUGAAUACAAACUGUCCUUAUACACAUACUUCAAUCACUCCUAAACCUAAAGUGCCUGUAAGAACUCCGUUGGCUCCAGUAAUGACAUCCAGCUCCCAAAUAUGUAUAUAUUAUCCUAAAUGUACAAAACCAUUCUGUCCUUUUCUUCAUGUUCCUAAGCCUUGUCGAUUUGGUUCAUCUUGCACAAAAGUUGGCUGCGAGUUUUCACACCCUGGCUCAAAAAAUCCUUAUAAAUGGGUUGCCAAUCAAUGACAAUUCUUAGAGUUAAUUUGAUGUAUUCAAGAGAGUUGACAAUCAAAUUGAUUGGAAACCUAUUCGAGUCUUGUUCUUUUUUUUAAAUCUAUUGAUUGAAAUAUAUUUGUAUAUAUAGGUCCGCACAGGGUCAGCCCGUCUCGUGUAGUAUUUAUUUGUAAAAACAACAAAUUUAUUAGGUUUGAAUAUUUGGCUUUUUUUGACUGCAAUUAAAUAAGAAUUUAGUAAAGUUCUCGUCAGUCAAAUAGUUUACUUUCUCAUGAGAAUUGUAAUUUUAUUGUUUUGUUUUAUUGCGUUUACAUAGAUUGAAUGUGUAUACUUAUAAAUGCAAUUUGAGAGUGGAUUCUUUAAAUGUAUAUAAGCCUUCAUCUCAAAAAUAAGUAUGAAUUUUUCCUUG
Messenger RNA from Cimex lectularius (bed bug), 2703 nucleotides. RefSeq names its product zinc finger CCCH domain-containing protein 14 (gene Nab2). The record is from RefSeq and is a predicted model, not a curated record. Gene Ontology annotation, molecular function: poly(A) binding; metal ion binding. The transcript has 15 exons. Gene Ontology annotation, biological process: regulation of mRNA stability. Lineage: Eukaryota; Metazoa; Arthropoda; Insecta; Hemiptera; Cimicidae. Gene Ontology annotation, cellular component: nucleus; cytoplasm. The coding region runs from base 159 to 2306 and encodes 715 amino acids.